GAAAUCCUUAAAAACAGCAAAAACAUAGACAGUUGGUUUUGUUGUUGCCUUUUAGUUUUCUUUUUCGCGACAUUGUUGUUAUUUGAGGAAAGAAGUAAAAAAAACGGUGUUCAUAUUUAUUUGAAAGAGAGUGAGUGAAAGAUUGAGAGUGAAAUUGUGUCCAUGAGACAAGGAGCCAAGUGCCCUGGAAUUUUUUACAGACAAUUAUUUAAAUUUCAAGAAAACAAAAUAAUUAAACAACAGGCACAAUUAUGUCAUUUAAUGUGACCACAACACCAACAGUAAGUGGUGGCGGUUCGCAUACAGCUGCCUCUGGUGGAGGACGCAGUAAUUAUAAAGAUAUUUACGAUUUAUUGGAAAGGCUUUGCAAAAGUUUUGUGGGAUCAAAAGACAAUCACAGGGACAUUUUGCGCCACAUUACCCAAUACAUAUCAAACUGCCCCUCGGCUUUGGGAUCUACGCUACCAUAUGAUGAGGCAUCAUUGGUAGCUAAAAUAACCCAACAUCUUAAUACCACCGAAUCUUCCGGAGCUGCAACAUCAUCUUCUGUUUUGGGCACUUCAAGUGCAGGUGUAUCUCGUCAUAAUUCUGCAUUAUUUUUGAAUUUGCAUGAACAAUUAAAAGCCAGUCAAUUAGAUUCACAGCAACGAAGUGCAUUAUUAACAUUUCUUUAUUAUAUGGCUGAUUCAAAAUAUUCAACUGCAGAGAAUGGUUAUGGUCAUACGGCCUCAAAUUUGAAAACAACCGGCUUACAAAGACAUCGUUAUAGUAAUCCGAAUGCAUUCUUACCACCAAACAGCAGCAUGACUUCCUUUAGAAGUCAUCUUUUGCACAAAUCUCAACCAUUGGCGGGCACGCCUCAGAUUUCUCUAAUGGCAACAGGAAAUGCUUCGAAUAUCUAUAAUUCUUCAGAUUUAAAUCAUAAAAUAUCAAUGUUUCGUCAAACAACACAAAGUGGUGGAGGCAGUAGAAGUGGUUCUGAAAAUGAUACAAUGCCGGCAACAAGCAUGUUACCUUCUGCCGCCAGUACUCAUCUUCCUUUGCGUAGUUCUGCUAACUCAGAUCUAACUAAAAUGCAAGAAACCCAAAAUAAUCUCAACGAUGACAUUGUACAAAAUGUCAUUUAUGCCUUUACGGGUAUUCAAGGAAAAUACUUAAAGAAAGAUGUAGUUUCGGGAAAAUUUAAAUUGGAUGUUAAAGCGAAAUCUUUAAAUGUGGUGCAGGCUGGUAUGUUAUUACGUCUAGCCGAAUUGGGUUAUUAUCAUGAUUUAGUACAGUCGUACACCGAUACCAAAAGUGGUUUAUGUGCUUUGGGCUUAAUGGGUCAGGGAUUUGUGUCUGCAUUAAAAACAGAGCUCACCAAAUACUAUGGCAUGGUGGCCAUGCUACAGGAACAACUCAAUAAACAACGCCAAGGCGAAACAUUUGCCCUUUUCAAUUGUCCUUCGCGCCCCGAACGUUUAACUUUAAUGAAAAUUCUUGUUUGGUCUGUAGAUCCUCUACAAAGACUACAACUUUUAGCUUCUAUUGCCGAAGCUUGUCAGGAAAAGAAAGGUGGUGCUUUAGCCUCAACGGUACAUGGUUUUAUGAACAAUGGCAAUCCCAUGGUUAAAAAUAUUGCCAAAGAAUUGCUGUUAGCCAUAUGCGGUCCUCUAUAUCAAAUGCUAACGAAGUGGCUUUUGGAAGGAGAAAUAUGUGAUCCUCAUGGUGAAUUUUUUAUAGAAUGUUUGGUUGAAGUGGGACCAGAUCGUUUGUGGCAUGAUAAAUAUCGUGUUCGUUCGUCCAUGCUGCCGAAUUUCGUAUCCACAGAUUUAGCGCAUAAAAUUUUGGUAACCGGUAAAAGUAUUAAUUUUCUAUGUGAGAUAUGUGAAGAUAAGCAGCCGGUUAAAGGUCGAGAUGAGUUAAGACAUUGUAUAGAAGAAAAUGCUGAACAUAUAUUUUCUUCGGUGGCUGAUACGAAACUGCAUUCAACAAUUGAUGCCAUAUAUCUUAAUACUUCGAAACGUGUUCUUGAUAUUGUUAUGGGUCCACAUAAACUACUGGAACACUUACAGGCCAUGCGCCGCUAUUUGCUAUUAGGUCAAGGCGAUUUUAUCGGCAUUUUAAUGGAAAACUUAAAAUGUGAACUUGAUAAACCCGCUAAAGAAUUGUAUUCCUAUGAUUUGUCUUCCAUUAUGGACGCUGCAAUUCGUUCGACUAACGCCCAAUACGAUGAUCCAGAGAUAUUAAAUCAUUUAGAUGUUAGAUUAAUGUCUCCUUGUGAUGGUGAUAUUGGUUGGGAUAUAUUAUCUUUACAAUAUACCGUACGUGGUCCAUUGGCCACUAUGCUGGAGCCUUCGAUGUGUAUAUAUCAGGUGUUGUUUAAACCCUUAUGGCGUAUGAAACAUAUGGAAUUUGUUUUGUCUUCGAAAAUAUGGAAAGAUCAAAAGUGUAAUGCAAAGCCUCUGCGUUCGAUGGCUACCGAAUUGAAUAAAGUCUUAUAUCGUUUGCAUCUCUUUACUUCCGAAAUGAUACAUUUUAUACAUCAAAUGCAAUAUUACAUUCUUUUCGAAGUUAUAGAAUGUUCUUGGGCUGAAUUGCAAGAAAGAGUACAACAGGCAAAAGCAUUGGAUGACAUACUUAAUGCUCACGAUGAGUUUUUAAGUGCCAUUAAGUGUGGAGCCUUCCUUGACUCUUCGUCCAACGAUCUUUGUCACAAUAUGGAAACGGUAUAUGAAGGCAUAAUACGCUUGGAGGUGUGGCAAGAUAAAUUCUAUGAAUUAUGUUUCCGGGAGUUAAACGCCCGUAAGCAAUUUGCCAAUGAUAUAAAAGAAUCAGAAAAGUCGGGUAAAUUCGGUAUAACAGCCGAAAAGAAAUUGGAAAGAGAUCAAGAACACAAGAUAUUCGAACAGACUUUAAGCAGUUAUCACAAGUCUUUGGAAAACAUUGGUGGUGAUUAUGAAAAGGCAGUCAGAUGCUUUCUAUUGGCUCUCAAUUCUAAUAAUGAUCAUAAUUUACAAUUGUUUGGCAUACGUUUGGAUUUCAAUGAAUACUACAAGAAGCGAGAUCAACGUUUGGGUGUCCCAUUAACAUUCGAACAUAUGCGCAUGAGUAAUGUAUAUUUUAACAAUAAUAAAAGUUUAUUAGGCAGCCGCAUAUCAAGCUUAAAUUGACCCAGACAUCUAAGCAACAACACCAAUAUGCCUUCGAUUAACCUCUCUCAAAUGGAAACGGAUACACAACUUAUAAACACAAAUAACCAUAAUUGCCACUAUUAUAGUAGUAGUUGCAGUGCCAAUUAUUUUAAAUCUAAGCCUAAGCCGCCUUAUAGAAUCACAAACUCAUCUUUAAACAAUACUUUAAAUACCUGCUUGAAAUGGAAACUUAAUCACUUUUACGUAGAUAAUUAUGAUAUUGAGAACAUUAAACGUCCGUUGGUUUUAAACGAUUAUAAUAAGGAUAUGAUUUUAAAAACAUGUUGUGAAAUAUUGUAAGAA
This is a messenger RNA of Lucilia cuprina (Australian sheep blowfly), 3476 nucleotides long. RefSeq names its product gamma-tubulin complex component 3 (gene Grip91). Bases 252 to 3152 code for a protein of 966 amino acids. The record is from RefSeq and is a predicted model, not a curated record. Gene Ontology annotation, biological process: spindle assembly; mitotic cell cycle; microtubule nucleation. Gene Ontology annotation, cellular component: spindle pole; equatorial microtubule organizing center; gamma-tubulin small complex. Gene Ontology annotation, molecular function: gamma-tubulin binding; microtubule minus-end binding. NCBI's taxonomy places the organism in Eukaryota, Metazoa, Arthropoda, Insecta, Diptera, Calliphoridae. The transcript is spliced from 7 exons.